Ostrea edulis (European flat oyster) is the source of this 1285-nucleotide messenger RNA. RefSeq lists its product as uncharacterized. Bases 101 to 535 code for a protein of 144 amino acids. The record is from RefSeq and is a predicted model, not a curated record. The transcript has 2 exons. Lineage: Eukaryota; Metazoa; Mollusca; Bivalvia; Ostreida; Ostreidae.
GAUUAUUUGAGUUUAUAUCAAAUAGUCCGUAUUAAUUUUGAUACACCCUGUACAUCGGGUCUACGUGACUUUAGUGGCUACUUGGUACAAGUUAAUUUGUAUGCACUACAUCACACUCGGUACUCCCUGUGAUCGGACCCAUUCAUUACAUUUUUUCCAACCGAAGCAGCAACGUGGUUCUUAUCUUGAGACGGAAACGAAGCACGUGGCCGAAUUUUUCUCUCCCCCUUUUGGAUUCAAUCUUGACAUUUUUCCUGUAUUCGGAAUGCCACCAAGAAAACGAGCGGCGACCCAGAGAUCCCCGGCCAGGGGGAUCGGGGAAAAACGUAACCGCCGGACACCAGUUCAACUCCGGGAACGAAGCCCACCUCACACCGCCACAUCUAGGAAGGAUCGACAAGCCCCGGCAGAGGGGCAGUCACAGCCCCCUGAGGAGGCCCCUCAAUUUCCAAUGGAUAAUACACCGGAUAACCCGGAAAUAACCAAGUGUAUACAAAGGAACUAUUUGCUGUUGGUAUCUGAGGUUACUUCCUGAGGUGUACUCCGGCUGUUUACACACAUGUGAAAAACACGUGGAUUUGAGGGUAGUCUUGUUUACGGGUAAUUUAUUUUCGAAAAUGCCGCGUAGGGUGCUGUUUUUCUGGUGUCGGCAGACGAGAUAGGUAACAUAGAACAUUUCUGACUGCGUUAUUCGGCAUCAAUUCUGUAAACUGAUUUUUAAUGAAUUUUUUUCCUCUAUAGUAAUAUAUAGUGAAAAUAAUUACCGGUGUGAUACCUGUACAGUAACACAUGGGAGGAACAUUUUCAAAUUAUACGUGUAUUCUUCGACAUUCUGGCAAAAGCAUAUUUAACAGUGAACCUUACAAAGAGUUACUUUCAAGUGUACUGUAGAGUAUUUAGGUCAUAAAGUAGGUCAGAAUUAUGUAAUACCUAUUAUGGCUAAAGUGGAGGCUACUGAAAAGUUCCCGAUUCCUACAAACAAGAAAGAGGUAGUGAGAUUUUUGGGCAUGAGAGCUUUUUACAGAAAAUUUUGUCCGAAUUUUUUUUUCAACGGUUGGUCUACUUACCAACCUAUUGCAAACGAGGGAUAAAUUUGUAUGGACAAAGGAUUGCGACGAAUCAAUUCGUAAAAUUAAAUCCGUUCUCAUGAGUAGACCAGUUCUUUGAGCUCCUGAUUUUUUAAAGCAAUUUAAGCUUACUGUAGAUGCUAGUGAUGUAGGAAUUGGUGCUGCUUUGUUUCAAGGACAUAGUGACAAUGUAGAUAGAGUUGUUACAUAUUUUUCUA